AUGAAAAUUAAUCAAAUUUUUCCAAGAUCAGAUUGGCAAAAAUUCAUUCAAAUAAAUGAACAAGCAAAUCAAAGUUUAUUGAUGGGCAACUUCGAAUUGAAUAAAUCAAAUAUGUAUGAGUAUUUUUGUAAAGAAUUAAAAGCUUAUCUGAAUAAUAACAAUUUGAGGCAAACAUUCAAUUUUUUUCCAAGAAUCGCCAAUUAUGAUAAUUUCGAUUACGCUAAUCAAGAUGCUUACAUACCAUCAAUUAAAGAAUUAGUCGAAAAAUUCAAUUAUACUAUUGCAACAGUUUUAACUCGUCUGGAAAUUUGGGUUGCAUCACAUUUAAACCAAUGA
Rotaria sp. Silwood2 is the source of this 336-nucleotide messenger RNA. NCBI's taxonomy places the organism in Eukaryota, Metazoa, Rotifera, Eurotatoria, Philodinida, Philodinidae. The record is from the annotation of a GenBank genome assembly.